UUUUACACAUUCGAAACGUAGAAAAAAUGUUCGAAAUCACUGUUGGCGGCAGUGCGAGAUAUGAUAAUUCACCGCAUUCAUUUCUCUCUUGCACUUUGUAUUUUGUGCCGUAUAAUUUUUGCUUUAGUUUUAUAGUGAAUAAAUAUACACGAAAGUUCUUAAAUUUCACCUAAAGUUUAUUGCCUUAUUUUUGUAAUAAAAAAUAAGUAAUGGCUUCUGUUCGCUUGUUGAGCAACACCACACGAAUUUCGUGGAUAUCAUCGCGAAUUAGGAGCUUCUCGCCAGCUGCAGUCAGUCUGCAGAGAUUCGCCAGCGAUGCCACUGCCCAGAAGCACAUGCAGACGAAGGUGGUGGACGGAGUUCUCGUGGUGACAUUGGAUUCUCCCAACGUGAAGGUGAAUUCUCUGGGCGAGGAAGUCAGCAGGGAGUUCGAGAAUGUGCUCAGGGAUCUGGAGACUAAUGCCGCGGUGAACUCGGCAGUGGUGAUUUCAGCGAAACCGGGAUGCUUCGUCGCCGGGGCGGAUAUUGGAAUGUUGGAGAAGUGCAAGACUGCGCAGGAAGGUCAGAGAGUCUCUCACGAUGGCCAGAUCAUGUUCAACAGGAUAGAAAAGAGCAGAAAGCCCGUUGUGGCGGCAAUUAAUGGUGCUUGUCUGGGUGGGGGAUUGGAGCUGGCGUUAGCCUGUCACUAUAGAAUCGCCACAAAAGACAAGAGCACAAGCCUGGGACUUCCGGAAGUGAUGCUGGGUCUACUGCCCGGCGCCGGUGGCACACAGCGACUUACUCAGCUGACCUCAAUUCCAACGGCCCUCGAUUUGGCACUCACAGGAAAGUACGUAAAGGCCGACAAGGCGAAGAAAUUGGGGAUUGUGGACUUACUGGUGACCCCACUCGGCCCAGGACUUCAGCCUGCUGACGUUAAUACCAUGCAGUACCUGGAGAAAGUGGCGGUGCAAGUGGCAAGGGAAUUGGCAACGGGAAAGCUGAAGGUGGAUCGCGAGAAGAAGGGCUUCGUGAACAAGGCCAUGGCGUUUGCACUGGACAUUGGUUGGGUGAAGGACAAGGUGUUCGGAAAGGCCAAGGAACAAGUGAUGAAGCAAACUGGAGGUCUUUAUCCGGCUCCUCUGAAGAUCCUUGAUGUGAUCCGAACUGGAACUGACAAAGGAACUGAUGCAGGAUACGAAGCUGAACGUGUUGCUUUUGGCGAACUCUCACAAACACCUCAAUCUAAAGGUCUUAUUGGACUGUUUAGGGGUCAAACGGAGUGCAAGAAGAAUCGCUUUGGCAAGCCGAGUCUUCCAGUUAAGACCAUUGGUGUUCUGGGAGCGGGUUUGAUGGGCGCAGGAAUUGUUCAGGUGAGCGUCGACAAGGGUUACAAUGUUGUCAUGAAGGACACCACCGACGCUGGACUCAGUCGUGGUCUGGGACAAGUGCAGAAUGGCUUCGAGAAUGCGGUGAAGCGAAGACGACUCUCAGCACUUGAUCGCGAUAAGCAUAUGGCCAAUCUCACGUCAACACUCAGCUAUGAACCAUUCAGAAAGGCUGAUAUGGUCAUUGAAGCUGUCUUCGAGAAUUUGAACAUCAAGCACAAAGUCAUUAAGGAAUUGGAGGCUGUUGUUCCAUCUCACUGCAUCAUCGCCACAAACACGAGUGCAAUCCCCAUUACGAAGAUCGCCGCAGGAAGCUCGAGGCCAGACAAAGUGAUUGGCAUGCAUUACUUCUCGCCAGUGGACAAGAUGCAAUUGCUGGAGAUCAUCACGCAUCCGGGAACGUCGAAGGAGACUAUCGCGAGUGCUGUGGCGGUGGGAUUGAAGCAAGGAAAGGUGGUUAUAACUGUUGGUGAUGGGCCUGGAUUCUACACAACGAGGAUCCUUUCCACGAUGAUCUCCGAGGGAAUCAGAAUACUGCAGGAAGGCACCGAUCCAAAGGAUCUAGAUAAGAUGACAAAGUCCUUCGGCUUCCCAGUGGGAUGUGCAACACUGGCUGAUGAGGUGGGCAUUGAUGUGGGAGCGCACAUCAGUGUGGAUCUGGCCAGGGAAUUGGGCGAGAGGAUCAGUGGAGGAGAUCUGCGAUUGCUGGAGGACAUGGUGAAGGCUGGAUUUUUGGGUCGCAAGUCUGGCAAAGGCAUUUUCAUCUACGAAUCAGGCAGUCGUGGAUCGCGUGAAGUGAAUCCGGGCGCCCUUGAGAUUCUCAGGCAGAAGUAUCCGCUGGUCUCCAAAGGUGCCAACGCUGUGGAGGAUCUCCAGCUGAGAAUGGUGUCACGGUUCGUGAAUGAAGCUGUUUUGUGCCUUGAAGAGAAGAUCCUCGACAAUCCGCUGGAGGGUGACGUGGGCGCAGUGUUCGGGCUGGGCUUCCCGCCAUUCUCCGGAGGGCCAUUCCGAUGGGUGGAUCAAUACUCAGCGGGCAAGCUUGUGGACAAAAUGCUCACGUACGCAGAUCUGUAUGGAGCUCCUUUCAAGCCGGCUCAAACUCUCCUCGACAUGGCGAAGGAUUCCUCGAAAAAGUUUCACAAGGCGAACUAGGGUGUUUUAGCGAGACAUCACAGCACUGAUUGAGGUAACAUUUCCAACAAAUUUCAUAUAAGAAUGGCAGCAGAGAGAGAAAAUAAACUACAAGGAACAAUUCAAUGCCCCUUGUGCUAUCACACACAUUUCUUUGAUGCCUACGAAGAAUUAUAAAGUCAAUUAAUUUAUUUAGAAAACCGAAAUUAUUUUUGGCACCGGUCGACUGAUAUUCGAGAUGAUUCAGUUGUACAAUUUCACACAGAGCUUCACUUUAUUGCCCCGACAUUCAAAUCCACCACGCGAGAGGGACAAACUAUAAUCGAUUUUUUUUUAAACUUAUUUGUCUUCACAAGAGAUUUGUCGAGGCACUUCGCAAAGUCCUUUGCGCUCUCUCUGCCUCCUGUUGUUGAAAAACACACAAAAUGACGAAAAUGAUGUUAGGAAAAAGUAGCGAAUAUUCAAAUGCAAAAAGAGAACACAACACAUCGAACUACUUAAAAAUAGGAUCAAUCUUACAUUUUGUAAUACACAAUAGAAAGUCUAUGGUUAUUUUUUCUCUUCAUUAUUCUAAAUUGAGCAUUUCUCCCUCUCUUCGGAAUGAGUAAGACAAAUUUUUAUACUGUUUAUUCUGUAAGUCGCAAGUGAGGAAAUUAAAUUAUCAUGUUUUUUCUUAA
Messenger RNA from Phlebotomus argentipes, 3175 nucleotides. It is a transcript of the gene Mtpalpha, whose product is annotated as trifunctional enzyme subunit alpha, mitochondrial. The transcript is spliced from 5 exons. Gene Ontology annotation, biological process: fatty acid beta-oxidation. Gene Ontology annotation, cellular component: mitochondrial fatty acid beta-oxidation multienzyme complex; mitochondrion. Gene Ontology annotation, molecular function: long-chain (3S)-3-hydroxyacyl-CoA dehydrogenase (NAD+) activity; NAD+ binding; enoyl-CoA hydratase activity. The coding region runs from base 210 to 2519 and encodes 769 amino acids. The record is from RefSeq and is a predicted model, not a curated record. NCBI's taxonomy places the organism in Eukaryota, Metazoa, Arthropoda, Insecta, Diptera, Psychodidae.